Molecule: messenger RNA, 11566 nt
Organism: Anopheles stephensi (Asian malaria mosquito)
Lineage: Eukaryota; Metazoa; Arthropoda; Insecta; Diptera; Culicidae
Exons: 9
Coding region: 996-8645 (2549 amino acids)
Cellular component (GO): Cul2-RING ubiquitin ligase complex
Molecular function (GO): zinc ion binding
Source: RefSeq, a predicted model, not a curated record
GGUGAAGCUGCUGCUAGUGGUGAGUGCCUAGCAUGACGACACGCGGAAGAAGUGCUCACACACAUAUCGUCCAGGAGGGUGAUUCUUUCCCGAUAGUCCUGUGCGCGCCGCACACACCAUGCACAUGCCAGCAGCAUUCCAACUGGCGAAAGGAUGAUGAUGACGAUGAUGAUGCCGAUGACGGUGUUCGACGGUGUGCACCACUACACGGGCGCUACACACGUACAAGUGGAAAUUGGAAUCGGCCGAACGGAGCAUAAAAAAGCAACCCUCGAAUCGACGAGGCGGCGUGUAGACUCAUCUGUGCUGCCGUCGGUCGGGAAGUAAUCAAAGCACGAGAGAAAGAGACGAGACCACCACUGGACCUGAACGAUUACGAUGACUACUUUAGAUGUGGUGUUUCGUUUGGAUGAUGGGAACCGAACCGACCGGGGGAUUAUUAUUUUUGUGGAAUGGCUGCUCGAUUAUGGCUCACAUGGGGUUUCUAGAAGCUGUGCCUGCCCCGUGUACGGCAGUCAGUCGGUUGGGACUGUCGUGUGGAGAACACCGUCACCUUCGCUGGGGGUGCUUUCCUUGCGCGGAACUCGUGUAUCGUGACAGUUCUCCGGUGGCGUUCGUCGAUCCAACACCAACGCGUGGUGCAAGAAAACACCGGCUAACCGUGACAGCGCGCUACCGAAGGUGCCGUUCGUUGCGUUAUAUAUGUUUGGGAAGAUAUAUUCUAUCCUGUACGACGACGGCUAAACGAAGAUACAAGAUGGAGACCACCAGGCACCCAUUACACCGACUGCCAUCGAGGUUGGUUAGGUUAAGCACCUAAAAAUUGCUCUACAGCAUCAUAAUAGCAUCGCUGCCGAUAGGCAUCAUUCGAGGUGGUGUGUCACGUCUAGGAGUAGGGAACAUUCGGUUCGGAAGUCACAUUCGACUGCCCAAAACAUUGCCUUGCGAACGUUGGUUUGUCCCUUCGGAGAGGCGCUAUUAAAAGGAGCUGAAAUAUGUUUUACUGCAGCCGAGAUCCUGCCAAAGCGUCCAACUGUAGUAAAAGUAGUAGCACUUCGGCAAAGUCUCAUGGACCGUACCAUCAACCGUACUCGCUGCUGGACAUUACCGCCCGGAUCGUGGCCCAAAAUGAACCAUUCCAGAAGAUCGAGGAACGCUACGACCGGAUCCCGGAACCGGUACAGCGGCGUAUCGUGUUUUGGUCCUUUCCGCGCAAUGAAAAGGACAUCUGCAUGUACAGUUCCUUGUCAAGGGUUUCCUCCAUUAACUCGGUGGAAUCACAAAGCCUCAGUUUCUGUACCGGAUUAAAAUUGGUUGAAACGGGCUGUGUGGAGAACGUGCUUCAGGUUGGCUUUCAUCUAAGUGGCAUCGUUUGGUCACACCCACCGAACCAAAUCGAACGCCACAGCAACAGUGCAGGGUCGUCGUCGUCGUCGUCGUCGUCUUCCGGAAGCCGCAAUAAUGAGCUUGGCUAUCCACUGCCACCGGCCAACCAGAAUCUUUACAACAAUUACCAUCACCAUAACCAUCAUCAGCAGCCGCACCAUCACCAUGCGCAUCAGCAUCAUCCCGCUCACCAUCACCACCAACAGCAGCAACACCAUCCGCAUCAAAACCACCAUGCUCCACCGCUAUCCCCACCGCCGCCCGCACCUGCCCUCGUGCAUCAAGUACAACCGCAAGGUGGGGCGGCUGGAGGCGGAGGUCCAGGGCCCGGUGUCGGUAUGCAGGUGGCGGCUGCUGCAGCAGUGGCCGCCGCAGCAGCCGCGGCCGCUGCUGCCGGCGUUCCUCCGCCACCGGGUGCAGGUGGAGCGCACAUGGUGGUAGUUGCACAGCAACCGAUCGGUAUGGGCGCUCAGCAGCUUGCCCCGAACGGACAGCAACCUUUCAACGGUGCAAACAUGGAUCAUCGCGAUGCGUUCAACAAUAUCUCCCUCGGCGGCCAGGGUGGAUCAAACGGAGGGGGAAUGGAGGAAAAUAAGAAAUUUAAAGUGUCCGUCAGCUUCGAUCGAUGCAAGAUAACGUCCGUGACGUGCAGUUGCGACACGAAGGACAUCUUUUGGUGCCAUCAUGUGGUCGCCUUAGCCCUGUACCGCAUACGAAAUGCCGAUUCGGUGAAACUAAGAGUUCCUAUAUCCGAGACGCUGCUGCAGAUGAACCGACAGCAGUUGCAAAAGUUCAUCCAAUACCUGAUCGCCGAACAUCACACGGAAGUGUUGCCGACGGCCCAGCGUCUGGCGGAUGAGAUAUUGCAGCAACGGUCCGAAAUCAAUUCGAUCUGUGGCGCUCCGGAUCCAACGGCCGGCGCAUCCAAGGAUGACGACCAUUCGUGGCAUCUCGACGAAACGCAGGUUUGCGAAGCGGUCAAGACUUAUCUCGGCCAGGGUAGCUAUUACUACAGCAGCAAGCAUCUAAAUUCGCUGUUCGGUAAGGUGCGGGAGAUGUUGCGCGCCCAAGACUCGAACGGUGCCCGUAUGCUGACACUGAUCACGGAGCAGUUCCUAAGCGAUCCACGGUUGGUAUUGUGGAAAAACCAUGGCACACCGAUGACGGAGAAAUGCCGUCAGCUGUGGGAUCAACUCGGUGCCUUGUGGGUGUGCAUAGUGCUGAACCCGAAAUCAUCGCAUGGCGAGCGGAUGCACUGGAAGUCACUGCUGGAGAAGUGGUCCAAGAGUGAGGUGUGCCCACAAGAGGAUCCGGACCUGCGCACGUCACCUUCGUCUAGCCGCGAAAGCGUGCGCGAUCGCUCGAAUCGUGAACGGGAGCGUGAUCGGAACCGAUUCUUUCGUGAAAAUAAUCUGCGCAACAUGAUGUACUACAAUCAUCACCAUCAGCCACACCAGCAUCAGCAGCAGCACAACAAUGCGCCUAACGGUGGAGGAGGUCACGACAAUCCGAAUCGCAAUCACUACAACAAUCAUCGGUACGGUGCGUUGAAGAAUCGUAACGGGGAUAAUGGGAAUCGGGGUGGCAAUAAUCAUCAUAACGACCAGUACGAUAGCUCGGAGACGGAUUCCGAUUCCGACGAUGAGAUGGAUGAUGCGAACGAAGAGGAGGGUGCUGGCAACAAUGGGCAGGAUGAGGAGGAAGACCUCAACGAAAACGGAGGUGCCAUUAACGACCACGACGACGAGGACGAUCACCAUCACGAUGAUGAAGAGGCGGAUAGGCGUAGAGAAGACGACAAUGGGAUGGAGGAGGAUGUAGUCGAUCAAGUGCACAACAUUCUGCAGGAUAUCAACUUUGCCGACGGCGCAGAACCCGGUCCGAGCAGGAAGCAUCGGGACGAAGAUGGCGAGGUGCGCGAUUUCAUGAACCUGAAUCUGAUGAACGUCCCCGAGGAUGGACAUCGGCUGCCGGAAAUGAUGCCAGAAAACGACGACAGCUCACGAGAAUCGAUGGAUGUCGAUGGAGCACCGUCGGCUGCCGGUGGUGUGGUGGGUCGAGUGAGCGGUGUUGGCAGCAGUGCCGGUGCCGGUAGCUCCAAAUCUAGUGGAGCAAACGUAGGCUUCUUCCAGAGUCCCUGCAUCUGUGGGGAGGACAAAUGCGAAUGCAAUCGGCCCGUGUUUUUGGACGACAUAAAGCCGAAGAAAUUUUUCGAUUGUGUCGCUGCGGCAACCGCAGGUGGAAAUGUGUCGAUACCGGCGAGUGUAAGUGCACGUAAUUUCGAUGUGAACGAGGAUGCCAAUCAGGAUUGUAUUGAACUUUCGAAAGAUAUCGACAUGGCGGUCGCGAGCGGAACCUCUAAGACCGGCACUUUAAAGUUGGGUUCGAACGAUGAGGCGAUUGAAGCGAUGGCCGGAGCUUCUUUUUCUUCCUCGUCGUCGUCCUCUUCGUCUAGCUCGUCGAUGCUAACCAUUGUGGAUGAGCACCAGAAAGAGGUGGAACUGGACUUUGAGAAAGCCGGACCGUCGGGUUUGAAUCAUUCCCGUAUCAACACUCUGGAGGUAGAUGCUAACCCCUCCUCCGCUGGAAUGUCUUCCAAUGCUGCAUUAAGCAAUGCUGCUCACGAUGAUUGCGAUGAGUGUGAUGAAGAGGUGGGCAAAGAAAAAUCUGCGUGCAAGAAAGCAAGGCAAGAGGAAAAUGAAGCGGGACCAAGCGCUAGUUCCUCUUCGCAUGGGGUGAAGAGAUCGAAGGAAGAUGCGGACGACACAGAUGUGGACGCAGAAGCUGGACCUAGCGCAGCGAGGCGCAUCAGUACGGAUGAUGGAGCUGGCGUGGCCGGUGGUUCCGGCCUCAACGGAGCAGCGUCCGCGGAGGCUCGUGCUAAACCAGUAAACGCCGGUGAUGGAAAUGCGACUGUCGGUGGACGGCCAUGCAAACGUCUCAAAUUAAACAAUGGUUCGUGGGUCAGCAAAAAUGGCAACAAAACACCUCGUACCAUUUUCCACAAGGCGCUCGACGCGGUAAACAUGUCCUGGGAGAAUGAACACCUGAAGCGCAUCCUUGAGUCGGACAGCUAUAAGCUGUCCAGUCGCAAUUCGGUGCAGAUUGCCGGUUCUAGCAAAGCUCCGGUCGCAAACCACCCGAGUGUGAAAUCCAACUUCAAUGCAAACGGUCAGCCGCUGUGGCAUGAGAAAAUUUCGAUGACUGCAGCAAGAAUCGAUUCGUUGCGCUCGCAUGGCCACAUGGAAGCGGCACUGCGAUUGUCCGUCAGCGUUGUGCGAACGAUGCGUGAAAUCCAGCGCGAAGCACAGGCGCUCUGGCUUCGCCACAAACCAAAGUUACCUCCGUCGCAAACAAGCGCUGCCGAGCAACCGCAGCCUGUGGCUGGGACAUCUAGUUCUGGAUCGGGAUCAUCCAGUGCAGGCCCACGCUGUAAAUGUGGCCCUUCGCGAGUUGCGUCGGCCGAAGCUUCUUCGUGUCGGAAAGAGGCAAACACUUCCAAACAUAUGCACCAUUCCUUGUUACCUCCGCCGCCACCACCCCCUCCGUUGCCAUCGUCAUCUUCUGCUUCAAUCCAACAACAGCAAAUGAUUCAGCAACAGCAUCACCAGCAGCAGCAGCACCACCACCACCAUCAACAGCAGCAGCAUUUGUUGCAGCAGCAGCAGCAACACCAACCGCAAGCAUCUACGUCAUCUGGGAUAAAGGCCGGAUGUCAAUGCCAGUCGCACCGUCAUCAAUCGCAAAGCUCGGCGCACUUUCCGGCUCCGCCACCACCUCCCGCACCGAUGAUGCAGGAUCUCCACCCGCCGCAUGCGCCCCCGGUGCCAGCAAUGAAGAAAGACUGUUCCAAAUGCAUCCAAAUUAAGUGUUACUACGAAUCCGUCGGUUCUGGUGCAUCUUCCCUGAAGCACAAUGGUCCGCUGGCUGGUCCCUCGCAUGGAGGCGUCACCAGUGCCCACCACAGCCAUCAUCCACCUCCACCUGUACCGCCAAUGUCGUCUUCGGCGUCAGUUGUCGUUUCCCAGCAUCAGCGAAUCCAUCGCAAUUCAAGUGGCAUGAUUUGCAGCUCGUCAAAAUGCAACCACUUCCUUGCUGCUGGUCCCAGCGGUCCGGGCUUAAUUCAACCGCAGCCUCCCCAUGAACUGUAUCGUAAAAUACCGCAUUGCUCGGCGAGUUCCUCACAGCAACAAGCGUCCGUAAAUCAGGCACAGCAGCCUCACUGCAGUCGAGAUUUUCGCUACAUGAAGUUUCCCAAUGUUCCACCCACUCAUCCACACCACCACCACAACCAUCAUCAACAUCCGCACCAUCAUCAUCACCAUCAUCACCAGCAGCAGCAGCAGCAGCAGCUACAAAAUCCGCAUCAUGCUGCGUCCUCUGGUACCGCCGGAAUGAUGGUUCCAGUAGGAAUUCGUCAACCUCCUCCUUCGUGUCCAGGUCCGGGGCCAUCUUCUUCCCGAACACUCGCAGUCCCAGGGGCGGAUCCGUCAUUGUCUGCUACUAGCACACAGUCAUCGGUAACGGUAACAACGGCCUCGUCACUCACUACAUCCGGCAGCUCCAAUGGCGCCGGUCCAAUCGUAACGUCCGCACCGAUAACUGCUUCAACAUCGAAGUCUUCCUCAUCGUCUUCGGCUUCGGCAGCUAGCUCUUCUUCCUCAUUUCAAACGAAAUGUAACUGUCCAAUCCAUAAGGAGGAAUCACUGUCAUCUACGGCUCCAAGCCACUCUACAGCAGCAGCAGCAGCACCACCACCAUCAUGUCAUCCGACCGAUGCCAAUGUUGGAGUACCUUCCAUGAGCACAACGGUAUCCUGUUGCGUGAAACCCAUGUGUUGCUCGUUGGCAAUUGCCCAGCACAACGUGCAUUCACAGCACAAGCCGCAGCCACCGCUGCCCGGUCCGUCGUACGUACCAUCUGCGACGUGUGGCGGAUGUGCUAUGCACGCCACUGGUGUACCGCAGUCGGCAAUGUACAACAAUGGUGGAUUGUACGGGAUGGCCGGUCCAUCGUCUGGCCACGGUCAUGCGCAACCACCAAUGCCGUCUACCUCGAUGGCGUCACAGUCGUACGAUCGUUCAAUGAUAGGUUCGUUUAGUGGAACCGACUGCGACAUGAUGUCCGUGCAGCAGCAUCAUCAACACAAGGACGAUUGCCCUCUGGCGCUGGGAAAACAUAAGCACGCCAGCAUUGGCAGCGGAAGCAGCGGUACUUGCAGCAGCAGUUCGCUUGGCAGUUCACAAGCCGGGCCUAGUCGUGCAAGUGGUUCUUCGAGCGGAUCGUCAAACUCCACGAUCACCUCUUCGUCGUUGCUUGAACCCAUAAAGGUGAACCGGAAGCCGAAUUGCCUGUCGAAAUGCAUCGACUGCAGUGUGGGAUGUGAGGUGGAAUUUCCUCUCGACGCCAUCGCAUGCAUUUUCGAUUGCUUGACGGAAGCCUCCUUAAUACCGGAGGCGGUCACUGUUCAGAUGAACGAGAUGAGCCGCAUGGCGUAUGAUGCUGGUAACGGGGGUGGUGCCGCCGGUGGUCCUGGUGGCAGCGGUGCAGGUGGAUCGGCGGCCUCGCCGGAGGAUGUCAACAUCAUCGCUCCAAAGUAUCGCCAUCUCCCGAUUGCGGACUCAGCCGACCGGCACGAAACAUACCUGACGCUCGCGUUCGAGGCGGCCAUUCUGGCGUUAAGCAAGCAACGCAUCAUGCCACACGGGCUGUACGCGCAGCACGUCAUCUGCAAGCAGCAGGAUCAGCUGAUACAGCGACUGCGCAGCAUCGACCUCGACUCGGUGCUGGUUGGCAUUCUGCGCAAGCUAAGCGUACAGCUGUUGGACGGUGGCCCAACGAGUGGUUUGGGUGAGAUGAUACAUCCCGAGUCGGUGCCGAUGCACACACUGGCUCGCUUCCUGUUUGCCUCGUUGCUAAAUCAGCAUUCCGAUUUGGCGUUCGAAAUUGGGCUGCGGGCCAUGCGCUUCCCCAUACUGGAGAACAUCAACGAGGGUGCGUCGGUCAACGGUAUAGAGCUGCAGCACAACAACUUCAUGCAUUCGCCCUAUCCGCGCUGGUGGACGCUGGGCCACCUGGAGACGCAACAGUGCUCGCUCAGCUCAACAAUGCUGAGUGCGGCAAAGGGCGACACCAAACGUUUGUCCGCGGUGCUGCAGAAUGCGCGCCGCAACAUACACAGCUCGUCGCAUCUGUUCAAGCUCGCCCAAGAUGCGUUCCGCUUUGCUACACCAGAGAACGGGCCGCGCAGCCAAACCUUGCUCGGAGUGGCAUUCGAAUUGGGACUGCAGGUGAUGCGCAUGACGCUGACGUGCCUCAACUGGCGUCGACGUGAAAUGGUUCGCUGGCUGGUAACCUGUGCGUCCCACGUCGGCAUUGAUGCGCUCAUGUCCAUCAUGCAAAAUUGGUACCAUCUGUUUACACCAACGGAAGCAACGGGGCCAGUAGCAACAACUAUCAUGUCACAUUCGACGAUCAUGAGACUGAAUUUGAACUUCCGUCAGCAGGACGAGUUGUCCAACUGUGCCCGAACGUUGGCACUGCAGUGUGCUACGAAAGAUCCACCGAACUGUGCCCUGAAUGCGCUAACGUUGUGCGAGAACGAUGCGAUGGCCUUCGAAACAGCAUAUCAUAUAGUAAUAGAUGCUGCGACACACAUCAUGACCUCUAGUCAGCUGUUCACUAUUGCUCGGUACAUGGAGCAUCGGGGAUAUCCAGCACGCGCCUACAAUUUAGCUAUGCUCGCCAUGAAAAACGUCCAGCUGGCCUACAACCAAGACACACAUCCGGCUAUCAACGAUAUACAUUGGGCGUGUGCGUUAUCGCACUCGCUUGGCAAGACAGAAUUGUCGAAGAUGAUACCGCUGGUGAUAAAGAAUGUGCAGUGUGCCACAGUGCUGUCGGAUAUACUGAGACGUUGCAGCGUUCCCACACCCGGGCUGCACAAUUUUAGCGCUCACGGUGCACGAGGUAAUAACUUGAGACAGUGCAUCAAGUUGAGCUACGACCGUGAACCGUUAAAUCAGUUGCUGGAAGCUGCCGUUUCUGCAUACGUCAAUACCACACAUUCAAGAUUGUCCCACAUCUCGCCGCGUCAUUACAGUGAUUUCAUUGACUUCCUGAGCAAAGCGCGUGACACCUUCAUGCUGGCGCGCGACGGGCCGGCUCACUUUUCCCGUCUGAUUGAAAACAUUACAAUAGCCUACAAGGGCAAGAAGAAGCUGGUCCGGCAAGUUCGACAACGUUUUCAAUUUGUCUAAAACUAAACCCUUUUCUAAAACCGUGCACCAAGCCAUGAUUCACGUUCUACUGGGUUUGCUUUUUGCCGACCGUCUCAACAGUGAUUUUAUUGUAUUUAGCUAGGGUAAUGAAUUUCUCGAUGCGUCUUUUGCGUUGCAUCCUUAGCUCUCGCUUCGUGUUAGCGUAUGGUUUGCUGUAUCAUACUUUCUAAUCCGGCACCCCCACAACGAUGCCGUUUGGGUAUGUAAAGUAGAUUUCGUGUGUAUUUCAAACUUCCUGAUCGAACCCCCCUUUAAGAUUACCUAACUAGUUCCGAAUCCCUGUUAGUAGACGUUAAGAAUAGGCAAUGAGACAAUGAUGAUAGCAGUAUUAUAAUGUUAGUAACUCUUUUUAUUUCUCUUACAACUCUUUGUUCAUUGUUUUUUUUUGGCUAUUUUAUUUGUCGUAAUAUUAUGCUUACUUUGCUGCAGCGCAUUAACUUGUUAUUUAUGUGGCCUUUUCUCUGUCCUUUCCUUUCUGUUCUGUGCGUUGCUUAUUUUUAAUGUGAUUUACGAGCUUUUUACUUCAUACGACGCCCGCAUCCUCUCUUUCUUUCUCUCUCUUCUUGUGCUCUCUUUGUCUCUAAUUUCAUCUGGAGUUUUAAACCAUGUCCUUCUGCUUAUGCGGCAUAUCGUAAAGGAAGCUCUUUCUUACAAUCAGCUCCCAAGACUUUACGCCCUGUUUUUCGGUGGCAAGGCUUGGCAAAACUUUAUGAACACACUGCACAGUCCCAAUUUUUGCCAUUUAAAAAACAAAACACGCCUAAAACGAAUACUACUCGGAAUUGAUCUCAAUUUAUUGCAUUACAUACACUCCACCCACACAGUCCACCAACAGAGUGACCGCUGGUGGUGUCGCGGUAGCCAUCAUCGGUAGCCGCGGUAGUCUUGGUGGUUGAUUUGAUUUGAGCAAAUGCACGGGCUAUAGCUUGUUUCUACGAGGAAGCUACAAUGUUCCCAAACUAUCGAUACAAAGAAAUAGAUAAUUCUAAUCGACAAACGACAUUCGCGCGCAUCUUGCGAGAUUGGGUGCAUGGACUAUGCAUACAGAUGCCAAUCGAUAGGAGGAAGACCGUUGUUGAAUAUAGCAAUUAGUGAACCGAAACAACAGGAUUGCCAAAUACCAAAUAAAGUUAGGCGCAGCACGUGCGUUUCAAUGCGCUGCAUCUGAAAUGGGAUGUUAUAAGAUACAUCCAUAAAUACCAUACGGUCAUCUGUAACCAAUAGAGAAACUAUGUGACAAAAGGAAGCAAGCCCCCGUUAAAGUACGCAAAUUAGUAGCAAUUCCAACUGACGCAUUUACUUACGUGCCACAACAAUCCCAGUAAAAGUUCACACACACACACAUGUGUUUGUGUGUAUGUCGUUCGAUCGGCUUUGUGUAAAAAUCCGAAAGCAGCAGCAAAAUUGAAGAGAUGUAAAGUUAGCAGGGGACAAGACACGAGAAGAAACAAAGCUGCAUUGCAAUGGGUUUGCUUGCAUGUGGGAAGACAAGAGUUCAGAGAUUAAAGCAGUGAGAUUUUGUUAUAAAAUUAGUAAUGACGUUAAUUGUACGUGCGAAAAAGGACUGUUUUUGAUCAUUUUAUUUCAAUUUUUCUUUGUUAGGCCUUUGUACUUGGAUUGGUUUAUAGUUAUUAUUGUGUUAGUUUGCUUCACGAAAGGUUAACAAUUAUCAUUAUUUUGUAUCUACCUCCUUAGCGUUAGGAAGCAUGUGUGAAGCAACAAAUCUAAUUGAACUAAAUCCGUUCCGUAGUCAAAGAAACGUAGUAAAACAAUUGUGUGGUUCUCUGCGAGCUGCUGGUGAAUGACACACGAUAACCAAGCCCACACUUCCUUAGAACGAUACAAUUCUUUAAAAGGUUUAGGGAGCCGCAAACGUGCAAUAGAGGUUUGAUCUUUCCGUUUUCCAAAUUGGCCCCGGUGAAAGUGUAACCAAGUGGCAGGUUUAGCCACUUAUUUACUAGCCAGCGCUAUCGUUCAAGCAGCCGAACACAGCACACUGUAUACUAAACAUGAUUUUUAUCAGUAUUACAAAGACGCAAAUAGUAUAGAUAGACAAUACAACAAGCAAUUGGCUUCUCAGUUCAGUUUCCACGUACCGAGCAAAGGUGGUUGCUACUAACUACAAACGAGAAAGACUUGAAACAUUCUUACCACUAUACAGUCACGAUCACGACGAUCGUUAACGUAGCGCCAAUAUGCUUGGUAAACAUUUUCCUUCAACAGUCUAGUUUAAUAUGCAUAAUGCGUGCGUCAUCGAUUCAUCGCCCCCCGGGGGAAGGAUGAGGAUCGCUUUCCACAACAGCCGUCGCCGUACGGUGUAACUACUAACUCUAAUAGCAAUUGUAACGAAGGUAAUAAUCACGCACUAAUAAUGGUAAUAUGAUAAAACGAUAAAUACAUCAUUAAAAGCUUAACAUUAGCUGACACUAAACUAAGAAAUAUGAAACACCUAGUAGAAGUAACGAUCAAGUCGACGGUGUGGUGUGGUACGAUGGUCUUCGCUCCUCUGUUGUGUCGUGACGGACACGGGGACACCAUCCGCACGCACCACUACUCCUAAUGCAGAGAGCGCCGAACAACAUUUGCUAAACACGCUACACGACGGGAGGGAGGGAGAGGAGGAAGCAAUUGUGGCUUAAAUGUUGAGAGUGUAAGAAAAUCUCAGGACUGGUAAAACAUACUUGAUUAACAAAUUAGGAAACUUAUGCAAAACUAGUAGAAUAUGUAUUGCAGCUGAAAACUGAAACUGAACAAACAAACAAACAAACACUAGAAAAUAUUCAAGCUUGUGUCGGUGUGUGUGUGUUUUUGCGUGUUACGAAACAGACGGCAUACAAAAACACUACCGAGCCAAAUAAGUCAAAGCAAACAGGAAUAAAUAAAUGAUUGAUUGAAAUAAA